GGACGACGACGACUCUGACUACCCUGAAGAGAUGGAGGAUGAAGACGAUGCCAGUUAUUGCACUGAGAGCAGCUUCAGGAGCCACAGCACCUACAGCAGCACCCCAGGUAGGAGAAGACAAAGAGUGCAUCGUCCUCGUUCUCCAAUAUUGGAAGAAAAAGAUAUCCCACCCUUGGAGUUUCCUAAAUCCUCAGAGGACUUAAUGGUGCCUAGUGAGCAUAUAAUGAAUGUUAUUGCCAUCUAUGAGGUACUAAGGAACUUUGGCACUGUUUUACGCCUCUCUCCUUUUCGUUUUGAGGACUUCUGUGCUGCUCUGGUAAGUCAAGAGCAGUGCACACUUAUGGCAGAGAUGCAUAUAGUGCUUUUAAAAGCAGUUUUACGUGAAGAAGACACUUCAAAUACUACCUUUGGACCUGCUGACCUCAAAGAUAGCGUUAAUUCCACUUUGUAUUUCAUAGAUGGAAUGACGUGGCCAGAGGUUCUGCGGGUAUAUUGUGAGAGUGACAAGGAAUACCAUCAUGUUCUUCCUUACCAAGAGACAGAGGACUAUCCUUAUGGACCAGUAGAGAAUAAAAUCAAAGUUCUGCAGUUCUUAGUGGAUCAGUUUCUUACAACAAACAUUGCACGUGAAGAGUUAAUGUCAGAAGGUGUUAUUCAGUAUGAUGAUCAUUGUAGGGUUUGUCACAAACUUGGGGAUUUGCUUUGCUGUGAAACUUGUUCAGCUGUGUACCAUUUGGAGUGCGUGAAACCGCCUCUUGAAGAGGUACCAGAAGAUGAAUGGCAGUGUGAGGUCUGCGUAGCACAUAAGGUGCCUGGAGUUACUGACUGUGUUGCUGAAAUCCAAAAAAAUAAACCAUACAUUCGACAUGAACCUAUUGGAUAUGACAGGCAUAGACGAAAAUAUUGGUUCCUGAACAGAAGAAUCAUUAUAGAGGAAGAUUCAGAAAGUGAGAAAGAUAAGAAAAUCUGGUACUAUAGCACAAAGAUACAGCUGGCAGAGUUAAUUGAAUGCCUAGACAAAGAUUACUGGGAAGCUGACCUAUGCAAAACUCUGGAAGAAAUGCGUGAAGAAAUUCAUCGGCACAUGGAUGUGACAGAAGACCUUACUAAUAAAGCAAGGGGCAACAACAAGUCUUUCCUUUCUGCAGCAAAUGAUGAAAUUUUGGACAUUAUCAGAGCACGAAAAGGAGAAAUAGUGGAAGAUAAAAACACAGCAGAUGAUGAAGCAGAAAAGGCCAAAAGCGAUGUUGAUAAUGACCAGACGGAUGCUGAGAGAAGCAAGGAAGAAUCUGGAGACCAAGAUAAAACUGAGGAAACGCCCACUGAGCAAGAUGCGGAAAAAGUGAAAACAGAAGAGGCAACAGUCGUUGGGGAUAAAAGUAACUCUGUGACAUCAAGCACUGAUGACAACAACACAAAUCCUUCUGCAGGAGAGACUAGUUGCUCUGAAGGGAAGAACGCAAUGGGGUGUCAGUCAGAAACCCUUGAUAGCAACAACGUGGCAGAGAAGAAGGUGGCAUCAGAGCUCCCUCAGGAACUCUCAGAAGAAACUGGUCAGAUGAUCCCUAGCAACAGUAGCAGUGCAUCUGCUGCACCUCUACACUCAGAUGUUGAAAACAGCAACGGUAGUGAGUUGGGCUGUGGGCAGAAUGACUCCAUCAAGACGCCUGAUGAUGCUGAAAAUGCAGAGAGGGGAUCCCAGACUUCAGAGGACAUAGGAGAGAAAUCUAAUGGUGAAAGAAGUGAUUCUCCAGGCGCAGGAAAAGGCACGCCAGGUUCGACGCGAAUGCUCACAAGAUUACGAAAUCCAGAUAGCAAGUUGAGCCAGAUGAAAAGCCAGCAGGUUGCUGCUGCAGCACAUGAAGCAAAUAAGUUAUAUAAAGAAGGCAGAGAGGUUCUGGUGGUCAACUCUCAAGGUGAAGUCUCCCGACUGAACACAAAGAAGGAAGUUGUGAUGAAAGGAAAUAUCAACAAUUAUUUCAAAUUAGGGCAAGAGGGGAAGUAUCGUGUUUAUCAUAACCAGUAUGCCACUAAUUCAUUUGCAUUAAACAAGCACCAGCACAGGGAGGACCAUGACAAGAGACGACAUCUCUCGCAUAAAUUCUGUCUGACUCCUGCUGGAGAGUUCAAAUGGAACGGGUCUGUACAUGGGUCCAAAGUUCUUACCAUAUCCACUUUGAGGCUAACUAUUAUUCAGCUAGAAAACAAUAUCCCGGCAUCGUUCCUUCACCCUAACUGGGCUUCCCACAGGUCUAACUGGAUUAAGGCUGUUCAGAUGUGCAGCAAACCUAGAGAAUUUGCACUAGCGCUGGCUAUAUUGGAAUGUGCAAUUAAACCAGUUGUCAUGCUGCCAAUCUGGCGGGAAUCGUUGGGGCACACUAGAUUACGCAGAAUGACAGCAAUAGAAAGAGAAGAAAAGGAGAAAGUGAAAAAAAAAGAGAGAAAACAAGAAGAGGAGGAAACAAUGCAGCAAGCUACAUGGGUGAAAUAUACAUUUCCUGUCAAACAUCAGGUGUGGAAGCAAAAAGGAGAGGAAUAUAGAGUAACGGGAUAUGGUGGCUGGAGCUGGAUUAGUAAAACACACGUCCACAGGUUUAUGCCCAAACUGCCUGGAAAUACUAACGCAAAUUAUAGAAAGUUGCUACCAACAAAGAGUGAAGAUGAAAAAUGCAACUUGGAUAAACGAAAAGGUCCAAUUAAGGUAAAAAUAGAGAAAGACAGAACAAAGGAUUCCCAUGAUCUGCAAGCAAAAGACAAAGCAGAUGUUUCAGAAACCUUGGAGAAUGUGCAAGUGAAAGAAGAAAAGUCACAUGAAGAAAAAGUGGAAGUUGAUACAAUUUCUGAAAAUUUAGAGCAUGCAAAAGACAAAGUGGAAAAAGAAAUCGAUGGUGAAAAUGAUAAAGUCAUCAAGGAAGAACCUAUGGAUGUAGAUGAUGUGAAAAUUGAAUCCCCCAUAAAAGAUGAGGACAGUCAUUGUAAGCUGGAUAUAAUCAAUGUCAGCGAGGGAUUUCAUUUAAGGACUUGCUACAAAAGGAAAGUAAAAUCAUCAAAAUUAGAUGGACUACUUGAGAGGCGAAUAAAACAGUUUACACUGGAAGAAAAACAACGUCUAGAAAGGAUGAAACUGGAGGCUAGUGCUAAAACAGGAGGCAUUCGAUCUGUAAGCCCCCAGAAAAACAUAAAUGAGCUACAAAUGAGAAAAGUAAAAGAAGGAAGCCAGUUUGACAUGUCUUCCCAAGAUCAAACCUAUAUUUCAGAUAAGACCCAAACUGAAGAUGCAGAACAGGACUGCUUGCCGAUCAGCAGCAUCUGUUGUACCAAAACUGGUGAGCUAGAUGAACCCUCUUUGCCUUUGACAAACAGACUAUCAAAAAGAGAAGGCCAGCUACUGGAUGAAGACUCGCCUCAAUCCUCUGAAGGCGAAAGCUCCAUUCAGAAUGAUAGUAAAGAAAACAACCCUGAACCUAUGGCUGCUGCUAAGUGUCAAGGACAAGAGGUUCUUGGAGAGUCUGAGAGUUCCUUUGUGGAUGGCUUGAAACAAACAAAUGCAGAAGGCAGAAUUCAAUGGGAUGCUUCGGAAACAAGCGAAAAACCUUUGCAACAAAAGCUACCUAUUACCAGAGUAUCUCAGCGUGAAUGUGAAAACUUGGAGCCAGUGGUAACUGAAAGCAGCUGUAGAAAAGAUGCUCUGGCCACUCUUGAAAAAACAGUUUCAGAAGGAAAUUCUGAACAGCAGAGCAAAGAUCCAGAAAACAGUUGUAUGAUAAAAAGCCAUAUUGAACCAACAUCCUCUCGAGAAAGUGAAAUGGAGGAAGAAAUUGCUCCAGGAAAGACUGAAAAUAAAUCUGAAAACAAGAUCAUAUUUCACCAAAAAUCAGUGAGUAAAGACCUAAAACCAUUUAAAACAGAGCUAAUUUCUGAAAGAAAUCUUGAAAGUCAAAGUCUGGAACACAUGGAUGAGGUAGAAGUUGAUGAGGAUUUACUGAGCUCUAAACUAACUGAGGCUAACGGUCAAAAGAAAGGUCAGGAACUGAAAGUGGAGACAAGUACCAUAAACAAAUAUCUUGAUCAGACAAAUCUAAAUAGUGUUACUGACAAAAAGAAUAAUAAAGAUGAAAAAACUGAGACAGACUUAGACAAAGAAAAAUCAGCAUUUCAAAUGAACGGAAAAGACAAUGACAUUAAAGUAUUAUCAAAUGAUGACUGCUUAGUUAAAGAUACCUGUGAAACUAAGGCAGGGGGUGAUACUGAACCAAAAGUUAAUAAUAUUAAUAAAUCCAUUCCGGAACAUGAAAUAAAACCAUUGGCUUUUAAGGAAUCAUCAGUCAAACCAUUCAUGAAUGGUGACAUCAUGAUAGAGGACACAAAGGACAAAAAUAAUGUGGACCCUAAGUCGCAUCUGCAGAGUUCACCUGAGUUUGAAUCUGGGGAGAGUCUUCAGCCACCAGAUGAAGUUUCCAAGUAUGUGCAGAAAACUGAAGAAAAACAGCUUUCUCCUGAGAGAUCUGCCUUUGUUGGCUCUGCUUCCAUGCCAACACAUACUGUCUGUAAAGAAAAUAACCUGAAUAGUGAAACAGAAUCUAUGGAAACUGAAGUAAUUGAGGAUAAGAAAGUUGCUCCAUCGCCUGUAACCUCAUGUGAGGAAUCUAGCUUGAGUAGUGACUUUGCUGAUCAGAAUGGUGUACAGACUUAUAAAAUGGAAAAUAUUAAUGGAGAAAGUAAAAUAAAAACUGUUAUUACUGAAGUGACUACCACAACAUCAACUGUGUCUACAGAGUCCAAAACUGUGUUUAAAGUGGCAGAGACUGUAGCUUCUAAUGAUGAGAAAACAACAGUAGUAUCAUCUACAGAAAAUUGUGCCAUAUCCACUGUAACUACCACCACUACUGUAACUAAGCUUACCACUCCAGCUACAGACAGUAACAUUGAUGUCAUUUCUGUACAAGAGCAUAGUAAAACAGUGGUUACAACAACAGUAACUGAUUCGCUCACCACCCCAGAAGGCACAUUGGUGACUUCCAUGACUGUCAGCAAAGAAUAUUCUACGAAAGACAAAGUGAAGUUAAUGAAAUUUGCAAGACCCAAAAAAACUCGUUCUGGAACUGCCUUACCAUCUUACAGAAAAUUCGUUACCAAAAGCAGUAAAAAAAGCAUAUUUGUUUUACCCAAUGAUGACUUAAAAAAGCUGGCCAGAAAAGGAGGGAUCAGAGAAGUUCCCUAUUUCAAUUACAAUGCAAAGCCUGCCUUGGAUAUCUGGCCAUAUCCAUCCCCAAGGCCAACUUUUGGGAUCACCUGGAGGUACCGACUUCAAACAGUAAAAUCAUUGGCUGGAGUGAGCCUUAUGUUGCGGUUAUUGUGGGCAUGUCUCAAAUGGGAUGAUAUGGCAGCAAAAGCUCCACCUGGGGGAGGAACCACGCGUACAGAAACAUCUGAAACAGAAAUUACAACGACAGAAAUAAUCAAGCGAAGAGAUGUUGGUCCAUAUGGAAUCCGGUCAGAGUACUGCAUAAGAAAAAUUAUUUGUCCCAUUGGUGUACCAGAGGCUCCAAAAGAAACUCCAACGCCCCAGAGGAAAGGACUGCGAUCAAGUGCACUGAGGCCAAAAAGGCCAGAAACACCCAAGCAAACGGGCCCUGUUAUAAUUGAAAGUUGGGUAGCAGAGGAGGAAUUGGAACUAUGGGAGAUCAGGGCAUUUGCUGAAAGGGUGGAGAAGGAAAAGGCACAGGCAGUUGAACAACAGGCUAAGAAACGGCUGGAACAGCAGAAGCAGAUACCUGCAGCAGGUGUGGUCCCCGCAGUCACUACAGCCAGCAGCACUGCAACUACUGUCUCAACAGCACAGAAAGUUGUGGUAGGCCCUUUAGCAGGCCCAGUCCCCACUGGAACCAAAGUAGUACUUACUACAAAAGUGGGUUCUCCAGCUACAGUAACAUUCCAACAGAACAAGAAUUUCCAUCAGACUUUUGCUACUUGGGUUAAACAAGGCCAAUCUUCAACAGGUGUUGUUCAAGUUCAGCAAAAGGUAUUGGGUAUCAUUCCAUCAACUACAGGUGCAAGUCAAACAUUUACUUCAUUCCAGCCAAGGACAGCGACUGUAACCAUUAGGCCAAAUACCACAGGGACGUUAGGAACAACAAGCACUUCACAAGUAGUGCAAGGGACACCACUCCGCCCUGGUAUGACAGUAAUACGGACACCACUUCAGCAGUCAACGCUUGGAAAGACCAUCAUUCGAACACCUCUAGUGGUGCAACAAGGUCAGACACAGCAAGUGGUGACUCAAAUAAUCAGGGGUCAGCCUGUCUCAACAGCAGUUUCUAGUACCAGCACAGCUUCUUCCAGUGCUGGACAAAAGACCGUCACAAGUCCUGGAACACCACCUCAGCAAAUACAGCCGCAAACCACGUCGCAGCCCCCUCGCCCUCAGCAGGGACAAGUGAAGCUUACUAUGGCCCAACUCACCCAACUAACACAAGGACAGGGUGGCAGUCAAGGAUUAACUGUGGUAAUUCAGGGACAAGGUCAAACUACUGGUCAAUUACAAUUAAUCCCUCAGGGUGUGACUGUAAUACCUGGUCCAGGACAACAGCUUAUGCAAGCAGCUAUGCCAAAUGGUACAAUUCAGAGAUUUCUUUUCACCCCACUCCCAGCAGCUGCUACUACAGCUAGCACAACUACAACAACAGUUUCUACUUCAACCUCGGCUACAGGGGAACAGAAGCAAGCUCUACAGGCACAGCCAUCAUCAGUACUGCCACCAGUUCAGCCACAGCCUCAGAGUCAGCAGCAAGCCCAGCCUCAAGUGCAGAAUCAGAGUACCCAGCCUGUGCCGCUGGCCCAGCCACAGGCACCUCAGCCAGCGCUUCAGCCUGAAUCUCAGACCCAGCCUGAAUCUCAGACUCCAGCAUCUGUGGACUCUCCAGUCACACCUGAAGCACAAUCGUCUAAAUCUCCAGUUCAGUCUCCAGCGCAGACCCAGGCUCAAGGGCAAUCUCCAGUGCAAGUCCAGAGUCAGCCGCAGACUGCAGUCCUUCCACAAGGCCAGUCCCAAGUCCAGCCUCAGCAACCAGCUCAGGUGCAGACUACAACCCAACAACAGAUUCAGAUGCAGCCCCAUGCUCCCAUACAAAUUCAAGCUCAGCUGCAGCAAUCACAACCUCAGGUUCAGACUUCGGUCUCAACCCUUCCAACUACUCAAAGUUUAAAUCAGGUUCCUGUGCAAUCCCCAACUCGUCCUCAGCUGCAACUUCAGCAGCCUCCAACAAAAGUUAUUACAGUGCCUCAGCUUCAGCAACAAGUCCAAGUUCUCUCUCAGCUUCAGUCACAUGUUGUGGCUCAGAUACAAGCCCAACAAGGCAGUGUGCCCCAGCAGAUCAAGCUUCAGUUACCUAUUCAGAUUCAACAAACUAGCCCAGUACAGGCUCACCAGAUUCAGAAUGUGGUAACAGUUCAAGCAGCUAGUGUUCAGGAGCAGCUGCAGAGAGUUCAGCAGCUCAGGGAGCAGCAACAGAAGAAAAAGCAGCAACAGAUAGAAAUUAAACGUGAGCACACCCUUCAGGCUUCUAAUCAAAGUGACAUUAUCCAGAAACAGGUGGUUAUGAAACAAAAUGCUGUCAUAGAACACUUGAAGCAGAAGAAGACACUGACUCCAGCUGAGAGGGAAGAAAAUCAGAGAAUGAUUGUGUGCAACCAAGUGAUGAAAUAUAUUCUGGAUAAGAUAGACAAAGAAGAAAAACAGGCAGCUAAGAAACGAAAGCGAGAAGAGAGUGUGGAACAGAAGCGUAGUAAACAGAAUGCUACUAAGCUCUCAGCUCUGCUUUUCAAGCAUAAAGAACAGCUGAAAGCUGAAAUAUUGAAAAAAAGAGCACUUCUGGACAAAGAUCUACAAAUUGAAGUGCAGGAGGAGCUAAAGAAAGACUUGACUAAAAUUAAGAAAGAAAAAGAAAAAGCCCAGGCAGCUGCUGCAGCAGCCGCAGCCGCAGCUGCUGCGGCCGCAGCUGCAGCCGCUGCACCACCGCCACCACCACCGCCACUGCCAUCACCACCGCCACAGCAACAUGCAGCCAGCGUCACCUCCUCCUCCUCCACCACAGUCCCAAUGCCAGUAUCCUCCCAGAAGAGAAAGCGAGAUGAGGAGAAAGAUUCGUCAGCUUCCAAGUCCAAGAAAAAGAAAAUGAUUUCUACUACCUCAAAGGAAACAAAGAAGGACACAAAGCUUUACUGCAUCUGUAAAACGCCUUAUGAUGAGUCUAAAUUUUACAUUGGCUGCGAUCGAUGUCAGAACUGGUAUCAUGGGCGCUGUGUUGGCAUUUUACAAAGUGAGGCAGAUCUCAUUGAUGAAUAUGUGUGUCCACAAUGUCAGUCCACAGAAGAUGCCAUGACUGUACUCAGUCCACUAACUGAUAAAGAUUAUGAAGGCUUAAGAAGAGUACUACGUUCCUUACAGGCUCACAAGAUGGCAUGGCCAUUCCUAGAACCAGUAGAUCCCAAUGAUGCACCAGAUUAUUAUGGUGUUAUUAAAGAACCAAUGGACCUUGCCACCAUGGAAGAAAGAAUACUGAAACGUUACUACAAAAAGGUCACGGAGUUUGUGGCAGAUAUGACCAAAAUUUUUGAUAACUGUCGUUACUACAAUCCAAGUGACUCCCCUUUUUACCAAUGUGCAGAAGUUCUUGAAUCAUUCUUUGUACAGAAACUAAAAGGAUUUAAGGCAAGCAGGUCCCAUAACAACAAACUGCAGUCUACAGCUUCUUAGAGUUCAGCGUGUUAUCCUAACACACGAGCAAGAAUCUGGUUGUCUGAAAAUUUUUAAUUAAGAAGCCAGAUGUUUUUAGUCAGGUUAUCCUGACAAGACUUGAUGUAAACUGCGUUUUUAUUGGUCACAACAGUCAAAUUAUAUUCUUGGCUUAUUUUGUCCAAAGGACAAAGAAAUAAAAAUCAGCAGCACCACUUUCUUGUCAAGAUCAAAUUGUUGUACUAUUGUGGCAGAAGCAGGAAAACUUUGUUUUGUUGAAGGAGAGAGAGAAAGAGAGCAAGAAAAAAAGAUACAGUAAAUGGGGUCACGUUUAACUCCAUGGAAAUGCCACGUCUGUUCUUCAGUGAAGAAGCUGGUUUAAAGUCCACACAGAAAACUUUGACUGUAUUUAUUUAUUGUUGCAAAAAAGACGCUUUUUUAUUGCUGCCCUCAUUUGUCAGCUAAUUAUUUUUUCUUAUAAAAUCCAGCCCCGGUUACAUGUAAUCCAUUCUGUAUCUUAACAUGAUUCCUGUAGGUAAAAGUACAAGAAGACCUCUAGAUGUCUUUUCUUUCUAUGAAAGGAGCUGCUAUGUACACAUGUGCACACACACAGGACUGGGAAUCAACAAUGAGUUUAUCAUUCAUGGUAGAUAAAAACAAUUAAGCUUGCAUAAAAUUUGGGCUAAGUGGUCAUGGACUACAGACUCUGUUGCCUUGAAUAUAACAGUACAAUUAGUCAUUUACUCUGCACCAGACUGAAAUGAGUAAAAUCUAUUUGAAGGUAUCUUGUUUGUAAACAUUUGUCAGAUUCUAAUUUUUUUCUUUUGUAUUAAAAUUCAAAAUAUGGAUGUAUAUGAAACAAAAUAAAUGGAGAUCAUUGUUCUCCCCACAGA
Molecule: messenger RNA, 9627 nt
Organism: Nipponia nippon (crested ibis)
Lineage: Eukaryota; Metazoa; Chordata; Aves; Pelecaniformes; Threskiornithidae
Gene: BPTF
Product: bromodomain PHD finger transcription factor
Biological process (GO): regulation of transcription by RNA polymerase II
Cellular component (GO): NURF complex
Molecular function (GO): RNA polymerase II cis-regulatory region sequence-specific DNA binding
Source: RefSeq, a predicted model, not a curated record